Molecule: messenger RNA, 2891 nt
Organism: Phoenix dactylifera (date palm)
Lineage: Eukaryota; Viridiplantae; Streptophyta; Magnoliopsida; Arecales; Arecaceae
Source: RefSeq, a predicted model, not a curated record
CACCCUCCUCUCCUUCCCCUCAGUUACUUUUCAAAUAAUUUCUUUGGAGCAUGAUUCAUCCCUGGACGAGGAUCCCAUCUCCAAUCCCUUUGUGAAACCCACCGCCUGUCCUUUUCGCCCUCCCACUCCCUGCCAAUCAUGGAUCCAUUCCGCUCUUCCACUCUCGGCUCCUUCGCCCCUUCCCAUCCCUUUCUGAGCACUCCCUAUGAAAGACUCCUCUCCCGAUUCCCCAAACCCUUCCGCCGUAAUUCCGUUUUCGUCUUCGCCGGCACCUCCACCCGCCGGUCGUCCCCCUCCGUCCCCAUGACCUUCGGCUUCGACACCCUCAAGGAGACCUUCUCCGUCGACGUCAGCCGCGCCGAGGGGCGGCCCCUCGACGUCCCCCUCAUCGCCCCCUUCACCAUCGCCUCCUCGCGGCUCGACGCCGUCGGGAACGUCGCCGUCCGGGUGGAGCUCCGCAACGGCUCCGUCGGCUGGGGAGAGGCCCCCGUGCUGCCCUCCGUCACCGCCGAGGACCAGCCCGCCGCCCUCGCCGCAGCUGGCGACGCCUGCGGCCUCCUCGUCCGCAGCCCGGCGAUGACGCUUGGUGCCCUGCUCUUCGAGGUCGCCCGCGUCCUCCCCGGCCAUGAAUUCGCUUCGGUUAGAGCUGGAGUCGAGAUGGCACUGAUCGAUGCGGUUGCUAAUAGCAUUCGCAUACCUCUUUGGAGAUUGUUUGGCGGAGUAUCAAAUUCCUUAACUACAGAUAUAACAAUUCCGAUUGUAUCCCCAAAUGAAGCUGCUGAGUUGGCUGCGAAAUACUGUAAACAAGGGUUUAGCACAUUGAAGCUGAAGGUGGGGAAAGAUUUGAGUUCGGACAUCGAAGUUCUAAAGGCCAUAAGAUCAGUUCAUCCUGAUUGCUCUUUUAUUUUGGAUGCAAAUGAAGGCUAUACAGCUCAACAAGCAAUUGAAGUUCUUGAUAAACUCCAUGAAAUGGGGGUUGUUCCUAUUCUAUUUGAGCAACCUGUUCACAGAGAUGACUGGGAGGGUCUCCAUCAUGUUAGUCAUGUUGCAAAGGACAAAUACGGCGUAUCUGUUGCUGCAGAUGAAAGUUGUAGGGGUUUACAUGAUGCACAGAGAAUCAUACAAGGAAAUCUUGCUCAUGUCAUCAAUAUUAAGCUGGCCAAACUAGGGGUUCUUGGGGCUCUUGAGAUAAUUGAUGUUGCAAGAAAAGCAGGUCUUGCACUUAUGAUUGGUGGUAUGGUUGAAACGAGACUUGCCAUGGGCUUUGCUGGUCAUCAGGCUGCUGGUCUUGGUUGUUUCAGUUUUGUUGAUCUUGACACACCUCUUCUUUUGUCUGAGGAUCCAGUAAUUGGCGGAUAUGAAGUUUCUGGUGCUGUCUACAAGUUCACCAAUGCCAGGGGCCAUGGUGGUUUUCUUCAUUGGGACAAUAUUGCUUGCUUCCAUAUCAUAAAUCUCGUUUAUGUUUGAGGACGUAAAGCUGCUGCUUUUUUCUUGCUUGCUUAUCUUAGUACAGUCAAUAAAUUAUAGUUUCAAAUGUUUAAACCGAAGAAAUGUACUGUGCAGCUAAUUGCACAAAUGGAACCAAAUUGAGGUAAUAUCUAGGAAAUAAUAAAUUGUAAUCUGUGUUGCUUUUUGUUCGAAAAGAAUUCAUUGUUGGGUUUAUUAUAUACCUUACGUAACAAAAUAAAAAAGGACUAUAUGGUGAGGAAAAGAUAGUAUGCUUGCAAUCUGAAGUCUCUGUGGAUUGGAUAACCUAUUUAUUGAGGACUCCAGAGAUAGGGAAUAAACAUACUUAUAUAUACUAAAUAAGAGAUUGUUGGGACCUUAAACUUUAGCUAUUUACAAUCAUGAUAAAAUUGAUUUAUGGGUUAUUAUACAAUGAAAAGGCUUGGCCCAAUUGUAUAAUGACAGUGUGAUGAUAGGCAGAUGGUGUGAACUUUAUUGGUUAUCAUAUAGCUAGAUGUGAGGCUUGGCCCAAUUGACUCAACCCAGUCGAGUCGAGUCGACCUAGCUUGGUUGGGCUGUGACAGCUUGACCAUGAGCGACAGGUAGGGCCACACGAAUCUGCCAGAACCCUCGCCUCCUUUCAUCUCUUUCAGGUACCACUGCUGUCUAGUGGUUUUCCACUGCCAAAUAGGGAAGGCGAGCAUGAGAAGAUCGUGAAAAAUCGUCGGCCUUCUUUCUAUUUCUUUCCCUCUUCCUUGUUUCCAUGGCCAACAUCCCGAUCUCCUCCUUUCUCCUCUAUUUCUCUCUCUCCCCUAGAUUUUCACCAUCUCCCUGUUCCUUUUGUGCAGUAGAAACCUUCCUUGUGGCGCUUAGUAGGGCGACCGGCAACGUCCCUUUUUUCUCCUCUAGAAUCCAAGCCAAUAAGGUCUUCUUUCCCAAUUUCAGAGGUGAUCAAGUGUUUGGGCAGGAAACGAUCUAGCGUGGGGCUGCUAGGAUCUUUGAUUUUGGUUAUAUCUGCUUUGGUAGGCAUCUUUGGCUUGGCGGUCGGGUUAGAAAUUGUCGUUGAUUACCUCAUGAAUGCGGGUGCCAGUUAUAGCCUCCAAAAUUCUUCUGUUUGUGUCAUCGAGUGAGGUGGUCAUUGGUCUCAUCUAAAUUAUUUCUUCAACAAUCAAAGAAAAGGUGAGGAAGCAAAUAUUGGAGGAUCGGAAGCACUUGUAUCUGCUCUUUUAUAAAUGUAAUCUCAUGGACAUAUCCUUGUUCCAAAAUGUUUAAUGAGCCCAAACUGGGAUGCAAUGUAGAAAAUUAGUUUAUUAGCAUGUAGUGGGCUCUCUUGUUGUUCAUCUUGCGUCUCAGCUACAAGAUCCAAUAAAUUCUGAGAAUCUUUAAUGCACCAGCUGACUUGUAUGAGAUAACUGAUAGUAAUAAAAUCACAUACUUGUGUCUGA